AUGUUCAGUCGCAACCAUUCCAACCUGGAGGUCAUCCUCUCGGAAACGGAGGAUCGUGAUGCUACCAACAACUCGAAGUCUGGGAGUUCCAAAACGCAGACGAUGAACCUCGCCACCCUCCAGCACCUCCUCGCUCAGGACGACCUGGACGAAGACCAGUUCCUGAACCGCAUAUGGAUCGGACUCCUGGGCGUCGAAGCGCUCAUCGUUUUGGGCGUCGCAUUGCACGGGCUUGUCGGGGCCGCAUCGUCGUCUAGGUUACUUGCUCGUCGGAGGAGAAGCUCUGCAGGUAUCGAAUGGGGGAGUAUGAGCCCGGCAAAGGUUGAAAGGGGGCUUUGGCCGGCGACAUGA
Molecule: messenger RNA, 351 nt
Organism: Chaetomium strumarium
Lineage: Eukaryota; Fungi; Ascomycota; Sordariomycetes; Sordariales; Chaetomiaceae
Exons: 3
Coding region: 1-351 (116 amino acids)
Source: RefSeq, a predicted model, not a curated record